GGAAAGAUAGGAAAUGCCGUAUGAAAAUAGCCGGCCAAAAGUUCUUUGUAAACUGCAGCCAGGGAGACUCAGACUAGAAUGGAGGUAGAAAGGGUUGGUACAGAGUGGGUUUAAUUCUGAGCCCUUUCUGGCCGAAUUUUUGUUGUUGUUUUGUUGUUAACUUACUGAAUAGAGACAUGUAGUACAUUGGUCAAGUGAAGACCCCGGCAGCACCAGCGUCAAAAUAGUGCCAGACAGUUCUGAAUGCUAUAGUGUAUAUGUACUCUGUUUUUAUGAAAGAAGAUAAAGAGCCCAGCAUAGAUUUUUAUCCUCAUCUUCACCCAACUGCAAAAUCAAAGUUAAGCAACAGCAUCUAAGAGCACUUUUCAGGUGGGAAAGAAUCUAGAGGAUGGCUCUAAGUGAUUGUUUGCUUUUGAACUUGGAAGUGGACCACUUCUUGCACUGCAACAUCUCCAGUCACAGUGCAGAUGUCCCCAUGAACGACGACUGGUUCCACCCGGGGAUCCUGUAUGUUAUCCCUGCAAUCUAUGGGGUCAUCAUUCUGAUAGGCCUCAUCGGCAACAUCACGCUGAUCAAGAUCUUCUGUACUGUGAAGGCCAUGCGAAAUGUGCCGAACCUGUUCAUCUCCAGUCUGGCGUUGGGAGAUCUGCUCCUCUUGGUAACAUGUGCUCCCGUGGAUGCCAGCAGGUACCUGGCCGACAGAUGGCUGUUUGGCAGGAUUGGCUGCAAGCUGAUCCCCUUUAUACAGCUCACCUCGGUGGGGGUGUCUGUCUUCACCCUCACGGCUCUCUCAGCGGACAGGUACAAAGCCAUCGUCCGGCCGAUGGAUAUCCAGGCCUCUCAUGCUCUGAUGAAGAUCUGCCUCAAAGCUGCAUUGAUCUGGGUUAUCUCCAUGCUUCUGGCAAUCCCGGAGGCUGUGUUUUCUGAUCUACAUCCCUUUCAUGAGGAAAGCACCAACCAGACCUUCAUUAGCUGUGCUCCGUACCCACAUUCUAAUGAGCUGCACCCCAAAAUUCACUCCAUGGCUUCCUUCCUGGUCUUCUACAUCAUCCCACUGUCGAUUAUCUCUGUCUACUACUACUUCAUUGCUAAAAAUCUGAUCCAGAGCGCUUACAAUCUGCCUGUGGAAGGGAAUAUACAUGUCAAGAAGCAGAUCGAAUCCCGGAAGCGCCUCGCCAAGACAGUGCUGGUGUUUGUGGGCCUCUUUGCCUUCUGCUGGCUCCCCAAUCACAUCAUCUACCUGUACCGCUCCUACCACUACUCGGAGGUGGACACCUCCAUGCUCCACUUCAUCACCAGCAUCUGUGCCCGCCUCCUGGCCUUCACCAACUCCUGUGUGAACCCUUUUGCCCUCUACCUGCUGAGCAAGAGUUUCAGGAAACAAUUCAACACCCAGCUCUUCUGUUGCCGCCCUGGCCUGUUGACCCGCUCUCACAGCACCGGCAGAAGUACCACCUGCAUGACCUCCUUCAAGAGUACCAACCCCUCUGUGGCCACCUUCAGCCUCAUCAACGGAAACAUCUGUCAUGAAGGGUAUGUUUAGGCUGAUCCUUGACCCUGUCCCCCUAGGGGCCCCUAGUUGUGCUUUAUGGCUAGGAAAGAACCCUCACACCUGUUGUUGUCUCUGUACCCUCCAAAGACCCUUUGGAAGGCUCAUGACUGGUAUAGACAGGUUGCAGAGAGGCCCAAAUGGAUUGCUCUUACGUUUGAAAGGCCCGUCAAGAUUUGUAUUUUCCAUUUCAACUUGUGAAUGCUUCUUCUGAUGUAGAGCAAACUUUCCGUAUUUUAGAAAAGGGAACAAAUAAGAAAGUAUUAUUUUAAGCAUCAAGCCCUGAUAUACAGUUAUGGCCAAUUAAGUCACAGAAACUACAUGAACAAAUAGAUUUAUAUAGCAGAAAAAUUAUACGUUAAAUGUCCACUUUGUGAAAGACUUCACCUUGUCAUUUCUUUAAGCAGAAACUAGUGCUUUAAAAAUAUGAUUUGAGUGAUUUUUCAGGAACCUUUAUGAUCACAAACCAAGGAACUGUUUUUUUACACUUGUAACCUGAAAGUCAGCCCUAUGAAAAAUUCCCAUGUAUGAUGGACCAUCCCCAAAUUGAUAACACUGGAAGCCAGUUUAGGACGAAUCCCUGAGUGUUGAUUAUUUUUAAAAGAUGUUACUGGGGACACAGGAGAAACACUCGACACAUCAUUUUAAGGCAAAAACACAGCCAGACACAUAGACACGUAUACAAAGAUCCACAUGAGGCUGUGGAUUGGUAUCUCGUGCUCUGAAUUCUAACUCAAUGGAGAUUCUUUUUGCUGUUACCCCAUUUCAAUCAUCCAUGGUACACUCCUACCACAGAAGAGAAAUCCUUUUGGGGGAAAACUGAUCUUGCUCGCAAUUCAUCAUUUAUAAGUGCAUAAAGUAUAGUAUUUAUUUUUGGUAUACAGGUUUUCAGCCAAACAUAUUUACUUAGAUUUGGCUCUUUGCUCCAGUGAAGCAGUUAGUUCAUAUGAAAGAAAAAAAAAAAGAUCACACCUGAGUGGAAAGAGAAACAUGUUUACGUUUAACAUAUGCUUACCUAAAGUCUGUGAGAGGAAAUGAAUAAAAUUUCAGUAAUAUAUAUUUCUGUUUGAAUAUGCAUAAAUAAUUUGCAGGGGGCUUAGCAUUAAGAAUGGAUUAUAAAACAGCCACAGGUUCAUUAACUUUCUAUGUAAGAGGAGUAUUUAUGAAACAGCCCACGUGCAGAAAAGAACUGGACUGAAAUAUUUUUAUUUUCCUGAGUAAAGAGACUUGACUAUCCUACUUUAGAAGCCCUGAAUCAAGUUUUUCUUGACUCCAUGAUAGGCCAAUUCUGCUGGACUGCAAACACGUUAACCCACUUUCAGAUAAGUCCAAAUUCCGCAAAUGUGCCAUAAUAUGUAUCGCUUACAUCUGAAGACGAUUUUCAUUCCGGUUUUCUCUGUCCAAGCGAGAAAGAACCGUUGGCUCUCUUUCCCACAUGGCACGUACUGAAAGAUUUUCAUCUCUUGUUACAAGGAAGUGCUCACCGUCUGCAGAGCUCGAGAAGUUAGGACCCAGACGGUUGUGAACAUCUGUGUUUACAGUUGUAUUAGCUGGAGUGAGACCUCUUCGCUUCCUUCCGUGAGCCGCAUGCCCUUCUGUACUGUUCCUACCUGCUCUCCUGGGAGCCCAUAAUGACACUGGACAGUUUGAAGAGCAAGUGUAGCAGAAAGAAUGAAGAUUUUUAGCCGGUCAUCCCAGCUUAGUCUCUAGCUAUGUAAGCUUGGCUAUCAACCCUUCUCUAGACUCAUUUUCUCAUCUGUAGAAUGAGAGGACAGUGCUAAGAUCCCUCUCUUGCUGAAAUCCUCUGAGUCCUGUCAUUGCUUCCAGUUUGGUUUCUAAAGCAUUUGUACAGCCAGCCUGCUCACAGGUGCCCCACUUCUGUUACCUUUGCAACAACUCGUCUGGGGAAGUCCUUCAACCAACAUCCUACACUCAUGUUCAUGUUAGUGGAAUGGAAGGAGACUAGUCUAUUGCUCUCAGGGGCUCCCUGGAAUAACUCGUAUGAAUGGUGUCCCAUUAGCUUGUUAUGCUGUGGGAUUAAAGCUGAAAAACACAUAAGAAAACAUAUUGCUCAAUCUCCUCAUUAUACGAAGGGUACUUUCCCUACUCACCUCUGACCUCCAUGCACCUGUUAUCUCCAACUACUGCUCCACAACUUUACCCUUGGGUUUCUUCAAAACUCUUGAGUAUAAGUGACUUCGUACCUCGUUAGGGGCUACAUUGUGUAGCAUUCUGGGUAGUUGUGUGACUUGUUCAAGCAUCUCUGAACUACCUGCCUUCAAAGACAUUUUGGGAGUAGGACUCAUCUUAAUGUCUCCUUCAGGUAACAUCAUGGCAUGGAUUUCAGGAGACUGAAAUCUAGGUCCAGCUGUGUGUCCUGAGGCAAAUCCUGUCACCUCUUUGAGACUUCUAAACAGAAGGGCUGUAGAAGGCGUGUGCCAGCCAACGGCCCAGGACUGGUAAAACUGGGAAUCAACAGAUGGACGGACGCGAACCUGCUUAUUGGGACGGACUUACCCGGGCCCUUCUCCGGGGAAGUCAACUUCUUCUUCCACCUCAAGACCCUAAAAUUCCGGUGAGAGAGACCCAAGCCCCCAUGUGGUAUCACCUCUCUGCUAGGGCAGAGUGUGGCAGGGGCUGGAGCUAAGACAUUUCACGCCUGGCUUCCAAAGAUAAUCACGUUUAGCGCUUAUGUCUUUGGUGAGGGGGGAAAAAAUCAAUUUUUUCUGUGGAAAACCAUCUGUGUUUAUUCAAUUGACAGACACUACCUUUCAAUCUAUCUUAAAUUGAGCCUCCCUGAGGCAGGCAGCUCAACAGUGAUAGAUUAAGCAAUAAACAAGGCAGCCUGCCCACCAUCGGCCGCCGCUGGCAGGGAGGGCGCAGCUGCUGUUAGGAGUGAUAUUCCACAGCAAGAUGGUCCUCCCUGCUUGGUGCAGGCGAGGCCCCUCCCUGUCGGUGAUGAUUCCCCAUAAAUGUGGAUGGCUAAACCCCUUCUUCUGGCUGCCCUCACCCCCCCACUAACCCUGGCCUUCUGCCUCAUUAACAAGCCCUCUUGUUUCCCUCUUUGCCACACAAACAAUUUGGUUUCAUCUUGAAGAAUGGAGAAGUGGGGAAGGAUGGUAAAUACACAGUUUAGAGGCUGCUUCAGAUGAACCCGAGCUCAGCUUGUUAUGAAAAGGCUCACUGAACAGAAAUAAAUGAACUUGUCCAAAGGACACAUGCACAUUGAAGUUGUAAAGUCUUUGUUUAUGCCAAAAGUAGCAGUUGGUUAUUGGUUUCAGAGUCAAUGCAUGUACCAAA
Molecule: messenger RNA, 4849 nt
Organism: Lynx canadensis (Canada lynx)
Lineage: Eukaryota; Metazoa; Chordata; Mammalia; Carnivora; Felidae
Gene: GRPR
Product: gastrin releasing peptide receptor
Exons: 3
Coding region: 389-1543 (384 amino acids)
Biological process (GO): G protein-coupled receptor signaling pathway
Cellular component (GO): membrane
Molecular function (GO): G protein-coupled peptide receptor activity
Source: RefSeq, a predicted model, not a curated record